Messenger RNA from Kickxella alabastrina, 1473 nucleotides. Its product is annotated as 26S protease regulatory subunit 6B. The transcript has a single exon. The coding region runs from base 207 to 1451 and encodes 414 amino acids. NCBI's taxonomy places the organism in Eukaryota, Fungi, Kickxellomycota, Kickxellomycetes, Kickxellales, Kickxellaceae. Gene Ontology annotation, biological process: proteasome-mediated ubiquitin-dependent protein catabolic process. Gene Ontology annotation, cellular component: proteasome regulatory particle, base subcomplex. Gene Ontology annotation, molecular function: ATP hydrolysis activity; ATP binding; proteasome-activating activity. The record is from RefSeq and is a predicted model, not a curated record.
AUUGCAACUUGCGUCAUGCAUUUUGUCAGGCGAAAGGCUGUUUCGGUCUUCGUUUUUCGGCCACUCAUAAAAGCUUCCUUUCUUUUUCUGAACAACAACCAUUGCUAAAACCACCGCUUUUUUAUUUUUCUUUCACAAACCUCAUUUUCCUCCUCCUGAAUUUAACAUCCUGCAAUCCAAAAGGCAUAGCAGACAAACACCAAGCGAUGGAAGAAAUUGGAAUUCGCCCGGCUGAAACCAUCGCCGGAAUCAACGAUCUCGGUCUGUCUCUGAUUCGGCCCGAUUUGCUUAGCGAACUGGACGAGAAGGACUUGUAUCUGCGGCAGAAGCGCCUUGAGCGGCACCUCGAGCUGCUUGACCUCCAGGAGGAGUACAUCAAGGACGAACAAAGAAACCUGCAGAGCGAGCUCCUAUACGCGCAGGAAGAGGUCAAACGCGUCCGUGCAGUGCCGCUCGUCCUGGGCCAGUUCCUCGAGCCCAUUGAUCGCGACACAUGCAUUGUGGUGUCGACUGCAGGCCCCACAACGCUGGCACGCAUCAUGUCGACCAUUGACCGCGAACUGUUGAAGCCCAAUACCUCGGUGUCGUUGCACCGGCACUCGAGCGCGGUUGUUGAGAUUUUGCCGCCAGAGGCAGACUCGAGCAUUGCGCUUUUGGGCGCGGACGAGCGGCCUGAUGUGAAGUACUCGGAUAUUGGUGGAUUGGAUAUGCAGAAGCAGGAGAUUCGUGAGGCUGUGGAGUUGCCACUAACGCAAUUUGACCUUUAUCGGCAAAUUGGCAUUGACCCUCCGCGUGGUGUUCUGCUCUAUGGCCCGCCUGGAACCGGAAAGACCAUGUUGGUCAAGGCUGUUGCGCACCAUACGUCGGCGUCGUUCAUUCGCGUUAAUGGGUCGGAGUUUGUGCAAAAAUACUUGGGAGAGGGUCCGCGCAUGGUUCGCGACGUGUUCCGUCUUGCGCGUGAGAACUCGCCGUCGAUUAUUUUUAUUGACGAGGUUGAUGCCGUGGCCACGAAGCGCUUUGAUGCGCAGACAGGUGCUGAUCGCGAGGUGCAGCGCAUUCUUCUGGAGCUGCUCAACCAGAUGGACGGGUUUGACCAGACGUCUAACGUCAAGGUAAUCAUGGCGACUAACCGCGCAGACACGCUGGACCCGGCUCUGCUGCGCCCCGGGCGUCUUGACCGCAAAAUCGAGUUCCCGACGCCUGACCGUCGCCAGAAACGCCUGAUCUUCCAGACCAUCACGGCCAAGAUGAACCUGUCCGAGGAGGUGGAUCUCGAGGACUUUGUUUCGCGCCCCGACAAGCUCAGCGGUGCCGAGAUCGCGGCCAUUUGCCAGGAGGCCGGCAUGCAGGCUGUGCGCAAGAACCGCUAUGUCAUCUUGCCCUCCGAUAUCGAGACCGGCUACAAGGCCAACGUGAGCAAGCAGAACACCGACCUUGCCUUCUACCAUUAGACCACGCACAUGUCUGUAGAAU